CAUUAUUGCACCAUCAGACAACCACUAUCUAGAGUUGAGAAAAUUGCUUGACCCAAACGGGUGCAACAAGCAAUAAUUUUGAAAUCUAUUGCAAAACGUCGUGCAUCGCUGUCCUUGAUGGUAAAUAUAUAGAUCAUGGGAAUCACAAGCGCCUGACUCACCGAGAAUUGGGUCAAUAGAAGGGUGUGACGUCAUAUUGUUAUUUACCUAAAAAUGGCUGCUCUCUUCGGACAUGGAAAUCCUCUUGCGACGCAAGUUGGACAGUUGAUUGAGAGGGGCACAGAUGGAUCUCAAGCAUCAGAAAAUUGGGCAGUUUUGAUGGAAGUGUGUGAUAUCAUUAAUGAAACAGAUGAAGGUCCUAAAGAUGCUGCCAGAGCAAUUAGAAAGAGGUUAUCACAAAAUAUGGGGAAGAACCAUACAGCUGUCAUGUACACCUUAACUUGCCUAGAAACCUGUGUCAAGAACUGUGGCAGAAGAUUUCACAUACAGUUAGCAAGCAAAGACUUCAUGUCUGACCUAAUUAAAGUUAUUGGUCCCAAGUAUGAUCCACCACAAGCUGUCCAAGAGAAAGUUCUUAGUCUUGUUCAGACUUGGGCAGAUGCAUUUAGAGGAACACCAGAGCUGAAAGAGAUAGACAAAGUAUACCAAGACCUGAAGGCUAAAGGGAUAGAAUUUCCUAUGACAGAUCUUGACCACAUGGCACCAAUCCACACACCCGCCAGGAGCACAGCUGAAAUGGAUCCUGGAUUAAGUCGAUUGAGACCUUCAACCAGAGCACCCCAGCCCCAGCAAGUUCCACAGGUUCCUGUCUCCCAACCACCCCAGGUCCCCGCUGGUCCUAUAAACCCAUCAGCUGAUCAGAUGACAAAGUUAAAAACGGAGCUGAACGUGGUCCAGGGGAACAUUCGGAUCAUGAGUGAAAUGUUAACAGAGCUCUCCCCGACAAAUAUUGACCCCUCAGACCUGGAGCUCCUACAGGAACUCAACAGGACAAACCGACAAAUGCAGCAGCGAUUAGUGGAAUUAAUAGAUAAAAUAGCCAAUGAGGAGGCUACAAAUGAGCUCUUACGCAUUAAUGAUGACAUGAAUAAUGUGUUUCUGAGAUAUGAGAGGUUUGAACGAUACAGAACGGGACAGUCCGGCCAGACACCAUCACAACCAUCAGAACCAUUACCCAGUGAAAGUGUGUCACCACCAUCUUAUGAACAGGUGUCUUCCCCCACACCAACCUCUCUCCCAGCACAGCCUGCCCCAGCAGUAGGGAAUCUGAUAGACCUUGGGGAUGACACCUUUGUCCCCACCCCACAGUUGACCUCACAGGUCACACCACAAAUGGCCCCACAGGUCACACCACAAAUGGCCCCACAGGUGACAUCACAGAUGGCUAAUCUGGAUAUAGGAAGAAAUACAACAAACAGCUCGGGUCACAAUGAUGACGAUUUUGACAUGUUUGCCCAGUCAAGACAGUCUUUUGAUACAAACAGACAGACAAUGGGCGGUUAUACAAACCAGCAGGAGGACCAGUUUAAUAAAGGUGGAUUGGGAGCUGUGGUCAACUCCAGAAAUAAUUUUACAAAAGAGGAGGAGGUCUUAAAGCUUACAAAAGAAGAGGAAGAGGUCCUCAAGUUACAAGACAAAGAAACAGAUUAUGAGGAAAUGGAACAGUGGUUAACAGCUGAACAGAAAGCGAGUUUGAAUGAACAUAAAAAUCAACAAAAGGAUUCAUUAUCCAGUUCAGAAUUUGAUUCGUUCCUGGCUGAUAGAGCCCAAGCGCCUGACACCCUCCCCACCAUAGCAGCCACUACAGGUCAAAGGUCAAGAAAACUACAAAAGGAUGAUGAGGAGAAUCCAUUGUUUGCUUUGUAAUUUAUGAACCAAGUGUGAAAGUGGAUGUUCGAAUGCAUGGAGACAGUUAAGAGUCUACUCACCUUAUGACGAUCACAUGUUUGCUGUAAUAAUUCACAUGAGAACAGCAAGAGAUCACAUGAUCACAGCCAUAGAAUGCCAAACUCUGGUACACUGGUCUGCAGAUUUAUGUUAAAUCCUUGUAAGUGUACUUCGUUUUCUUGUAUGAGAGUAUAGCUGGCAUCAUUUAUAGCUGUAAAUAUUGUGUUAUUGAUAUUUAUUCAUUUACAUAUCUUCAUCCAAAUUUGUACAUGUAUUUGGAGUCAAAUUUGUAGGAAGUGUAUGAAUAUGCUAUUUAAUGAAAUACACUAUGUAAGAAUAAUUUCAAAUAAACAUUUGUGUAGUUUGAUUUUUAUUUUAGUUGGUUUUUUAAGUUUAUUUACUUGAGUGCAUUCAUCCACUGUAAUGCUGUUUAUGUUUUUCACUAUAACUGAUAACCUAGAAACAUCUGUCAGCAUAUGUUUCCUGGGGGGGGGGGGGGGGGGGAAUAUGUUUUUGAAAUGUCAAGCUUCAUGUUAGCUAUGACAAUGUACCAGAGUUUUAUCAAUCUAUGUUCACAUUACCCCCCCCCCCCCCCACCCACCCCCCCCCCCCCCAAAGAAAAAAAACAUUAGCAUCAACAUUUUUAAAGACAUGAACUUGAAUGUUUUCUUUAAAACAUCAGCAAGUCAUGUUUAUUGAAAUGAAACUAGUGUAUUUGUAUGCAAACUAGAAGUUAUAAAACAAAUAAUUCAUAAUCUUUAGUAUUGUAAAAGCAAUUUUAUACAGGAUUCAAAUCUCAUGGAACUAAUGAUUUCUCUGGCCUCAGUGAUAACAGACAUUUGUCAAAACAUGGGCCAUAGAAUGAUAAAAAAAAAAAGACUUAUCUAUUGUGAGUGGAGAUUUUGUUAGUGUUAUUUUCUUUUAAAUGAUUUACAUGCAUGUCUUUGUGUGAAAUUAGUAGUGGUAGAUUUUUUUAAAAAUCCAUGGAGAUGAUAUUAAAACAUUUGAUAGGUAAAAUAAUUGGAUGGUUUAUAGUGACUUCAAAGUUUAUACCACCAGUUUUGUCUCAAAAGUGAAUGUAACAAAAUAGCCUUGUAUUUUAUUUUGAAGGGGAAUUAUUGUUGCUCUUUACUGUUAAUCAGUGGGCAUAAAGUAUUGAUUAGAAAUUCAACAGUUUUAUUUAAGAAAAUACAGAAAGCGAAUCGCACCAUCUAAUGAUGGUAUGUGUAGGGGUGGAAUGCUCUUAUGAACUUUUUGUAUAUUAUAGAGUGUUGCAGUCUGACUAUCAAUUAACAAGUUUUUCAUGAUGAUCAUCAUGUAUCAGAGCUUUAAAAUUACUCUUGAAUUUUGAACGACAUAUUCAAUCAGACUAUUUAAUGAAUCAUCUAUUCAAGAUAUUAUUCAUAUGAAUGAAAAAACAAUUGGUCUUGAUUGUGUGGCAGUAUUAGUCUAACAGUACAUCACAGUAAAAUGUGAUGUGGACUUUGAUACUGUCUUUUUCAAACCAUUUAUAUGUUGUUAUAUUUUGAAAUAUUUAAGGUAUCCGAUACAUACUGCUUAAGAAUUUUUCACAUAUUGGAUAAAUGACAUAUUGGUAAAUAUGUGUAUAUCUAUAUGCUGAUUUCAUUUCUUUGAACGGAGUUAUCUCUUUUUGCUUAAAAAAAAAAAUGAAAAUUAAAUUUCAUAAAAUUUUGCCUCUUGGCAUUUAGUUUUCUGUGUAAACCAUGAUAAACAACAAUUUUAUGCACCUUUUCACCAAGAGCUUUCAUGCAAAAUUGUCCUUUGUUUCAUUUUAUUUUCCUAAAAUAUGCACUUCCCAUUGGAUUAAAUAUUAGAUUAAUUAGACUGUAUUUUUUUAAGUACAUGAUUAUUUUUUUUUAAAAUAACCUGGUAAAGAAUUUCUAUGUUGAUGCCCUUUUAAAGAUUUUUGAUGAAAACUUUUUUGGGCGAAUUAUAUAAUGGAUACCUUAAAUUCAUCAAUGUUAUUUUUGUUAUAAAUUUUGCUGUUUCAUCAUUUUUGUUCAAUUUCAAUGUGCAUAUGACCUUUUGAAUUAACAUAAAAGCUUAUAAUAUCAAUGUGUAAAGAAAAGUUUUAUUAUAAAAUAUAAUGAUCAUGAAAAUUAGCCCAUGUUACCAUUAUAUCUUUACCUGUUAAUAAAAACAAAGCAUUUAUUCUUUAAAUGGCGUGUGAUGAUACGAGUUUCAGCCUGUUGUUAUGGAUAGGAAAUCCUGUAAAUGCUUCAUUUUCAGCGUGUACACAUACAUGUAUGUACAUAGCUGACAGGAGUUAACAGUCAUUAACAUUUUGUGAUGAUCGAUACUAGAUGUCUUCUGAUAUACGUUUCAUAACAAAUGAAAAUUAUGUAGAUACAGAAGACUGUAAUUGUAUUCCUACGUAUGUGUCCAACACACUUAGCCUAUUUAUCAUGAUGUUGAAUAAUUAAAGAAUAUUGUUAUACC
Ostrea edulis (European flat oyster) is the source of this 4347-nucleotide messenger RNA. Its product is annotated as target of Myb1 membrane trafficking protein-like. Gene Ontology annotation, molecular function: phosphatidylinositol binding; clathrin binding; ubiquitin binding. Gene Ontology annotation, biological process: signal transduction. The record is from RefSeq and is a predicted model, not a curated record. Lineage: Eukaryota; Metazoa; Mollusca; Bivalvia; Ostreida; Ostreidae. The transcript has 16 exons. The coding region runs from base 214 to 1866 and encodes 550 amino acids. Gene Ontology annotation, cellular component: endosome; membrane.